GGGCCGGGGCGGGGCCGGGCGCCGAUGGCGGCGCCGCGCGCGGUGCUGCUGCUGAGCGGGAAGAGGAAAUCGGGGAAGGAUUUCGUGGCCGAGGAGCUGCGGAGCCGGCUGGGCCCUGAUGUCUGCACCAUCCUGCGCCUCUCCGGGCCCCUCAAGGAGCAGUACGCCAAGGAGCAUGGUCUCGACUUUCAGCGACUCCUGGAUGCCAGCGCCUACAAGGAGGGGUUCCGUCAGGACAUGAUCCGCUGGGGCGAGGAGAAGCGCCACGCCGACCCCGGCUUCUUCUGCCGGGCAGCAGUGCAGGGGGCGCAGCAGCCGGUGUGGGUGGUGAGUGACACACGGCGCCUCUCAGAUGUGGAGUGGUUCCGGGCCGCCUACGGGGAUGUGGUGCAGACCGUGCGGGUGGUGGCUACUGAGGAGACAAGGAAGAGGAGGAACUGGGUCUUUGUCACUGGGGUGGACGACGCUGAAUCUGAGUGCGGCCUGGACCAGGGAGUGGCCUUUGAUUGGGUGAUCACCAAUGACGGGGAUAAGGUGGCCCUGGAUGAGCAGCUGGAGAUGCUGGUGCAGGCUCUCCACAGCAGCCUCUAGUUCCAUGUCUCUCCACUGGGGCUUGGGGACUGCAUCAUCCCUCCCUUCCCCCCAGCCCCUCAGCAUGUCCCCCUCCACCUCCUGCUGAUGAUGCUUCCUGUUCUGGAAUAAAGCUCUGACACUGAGAACCGCU
Molecule: messenger RNA, 724 nt
Organism: Lonchura striata (white-rumped munia)
Lineage: Eukaryota; Metazoa; Chordata; Aves; Passeriformes; Estrildidae
Gene: PMVK
Product: phosphomevalonate kinase
Biological process (GO): cholesterol biosynthetic process; isopentenyl diphosphate biosynthetic process, mevalonate pathway
Cellular component (GO): cytoplasm
Molecular function (GO): phosphomevalonate kinase activity
Source: RefSeq, a predicted model, not a curated record